Messenger RNA from Symbiodinium necroappetens, 4989 nucleotides. Lineage: Eukaryota; Dinophyceae; Suessiales; Symbiodiniaceae. The record is from the annotation of a GenBank genome assembly.
AUGUACAUGUUCACAUACAUGCAUUUAAAGCGAUGGGCGACUGCACUCCGAGUACUCGCGCAUACGCUGGAGUAUGCUCGCGUAUGCUCGAGUACGCUCGAGUAUGCUCGAGUACGCUCGAGUGUGCUCGAGUAUGCUCGAGCAUGCUCGAGUACGCUCGAGUUUGCUCGAGUAUGUUCGGGUAUUUUUUGCGGCUACGCGGACCGCCCCCUGGUGGAGAUCACCUUGGCAGCUGUGGAGGCCUGUCUGCUCCACGGGCCCGCGAGGAGUCCGCAGGGCUCGGCGCUUCAGGCGCCAGUGAAAGGAGGCAGAGGUUGGCUAUGGAGUUGUGGGAUUCUUUGUAUUGCGAUUGGCAUUGUGACUGGCGGGUUUUCCUUUUCCAUGAAGCCAGAUGGUGACCAGCUCGCGAAGGCUGGGGCGCAACAGAGUGAUCGUUGCAUGGAGUUGUAUGCCUUGCAAUGGGUCGCCGAUGGGAGCAACCAGCCGCAUUCAGGCCUUUUGGGCGUCCGCAUAGGCGAGGCGGCCAACCCAGGACCGGGUGCAGCUUCGGCGACGGCGAGCCGCGGGCGGGAACAGAUGACACAGGAUGCACUGCAGACUAUCGUUCAGCUUCUCCUUUCAAUGAUUACAGUACUCGCUGGGGAGAACCUGGCGAUAAAGUCACAGUUGGCGGGCAUCCAAACAUUGAUGAAAAAUAUGACGGGCGGGUUUGCUGAUGAAGUUGAGCCCCCAGUCAGACGGGUGUCUUUUGACGAUACUGCUGGUCAGUCUGGCAAUGAUGGGUUUCAGAUGGUGUCAAGGCGCCGGCCGCGCAAGAACCAGAGUCCUGCUGAAGCGGAGACCACAAAAGGAGGCGGGAAAACCAAAAGCUUCGCUGAUGUUGUCGGCGCUGGCUUGUCUACUGGCAAGGGCAAGGGCAAGGGAGUUCCCCAACCGCCCAAAGGACAGGGAAAGGCUGCCAAAGCCCCGGCCGAUGCGCUGAUGAUGAUGCUCACUGGUGCCAGCGCCAAGUGCUCUGCAAGAUUGGUUUGGGCGGAUUCGGAUGGCAAGUUGAAGCUGAGAGCAAGGCACGCCGCUGCCCACCUUCAAGUUCAGCAUGCGCCCACGGCUGCCAAAGCUGUUCCCGCCGGUGAAGCCACCACCACCGUGCGCAUUGUCUUCGGCAAGCUUUUCUUGGAGGAGUCUGACUGGACCAGGGCGUCCUCCGCGCCCAAGGCUGCCGUCCAGAGAUGGGUGCGUGGCACGCUCAAGGCCGAGUUGCACGGUGCUGUCAAGGACGCUUGGGGCUUCGCUCAGGAGACUCGGCUGGGAAAUCCGGCCGUGGUGGGCUUGAUCCACGUGCCGGUCAAAGUGGUGGAGACGCUCCUUGGCUCUUCGGGUGAUGGCGGCGUCUUCCUGGAGCCCGCAGGGCGAGAGCACAACGUGAACUGCAUGAUUGAGUGGGUCGAGGCUCAGGAGAAGGAGGCUUGGCCGGCAAUGCUCAAGCGCGCGCUUGAAGCUGCGCCUCGCUACGGUGCCUUUCUUGGCAAGCGCCAAAUCGGUUUGUGCACAGAGGCUGGCACGGCUCCUGUCAAGGGCUUUGUUCGUUACUUUACGAUGCAAGGCACGCCAGUUGAAUGGAGUGACGGCGUCGUCGCUGAGCUCGUCAAGGAGCAGAACGGCAUCGAGGAGGCUGCGGUCGUCAAGAAGACAUUGAGAAAAGGCAUCGAAGCAGCGCAAGGCCAAGCUGGGAUGGAAGUGCCAGAAUGUGGAUGGUGCACGGGCCCAGUCAAGCACUGGGUCCAAAAGAAGCAAAGGCACAUCGACAACUUUCACGUGGACCUGAAGGCGGAGCUCAACCUCAAGACCAAGUCUCUCGUUUUGGUGCCGUACAACCGUGACACUUGUGUUUGGAAGUGUCCAGUUGCAGGCUGCGGGCUGGGCAUCUCUGCCACAGAGACUGAACCGGACGCUCGUCUUCGUGCUCGCAAACACCAUGGCGACACUUACCACCCGGAUGAGCCCAAGGACCUUUUUCUGCUGGAGCGUGGCACCGUGGAGGGCGCAAAGAAGGCUACGACCGCGAAGCUGGCGGCUGGUGUGGCGAAGCGACUGCACCAACUAAAAGCUGGCAAGGCUGGAGACCACGACGUAAGGGCACGCACAGGCUUGAGGCGGGCUUUGGCAGAGGCAGACACUGAGACAGCCUGGCGCUUACUCUCUGCUGCUGCUGAGGCUUCCCUGGCGGUUGAGACUGCUCCUGCUGCCAAGCCUCGCGGCGCUCCAGGCAGGCCCUACCUUGCAGAGGUUCACUUCGGCAAGACUGCCUCUGUUCAGACUCUUCGUGAAAGGAAGCUUCGCAGGGCCGCUUGUCGGGUUGCUGCUGCGAUGGAGGGUGGCGACAACGCAGGCGAGGCCAAGCUGAACUGCUACCCGCAGCACUUGGCGGACGUCUACUCUGACCUCGGUGAAGUGGUGCGGCUACAAGGCCCUGCACUCCUGACCUUUCUUCAGGAGAAAGCUGCUGAGGAGGAGAAGCGUGCGAACCGCGCAAGGCUGGCGCGCUGGGUCAAGGCUUCCUGCGCUGAGAAGCCCACGUCCUUCGAGGACUUUGCUGCCGACCCGGACCUGCAGGCCAAAGUUGAGGCAGCCGCCGUGGAAUGGCAACACUUGUGGAGCCGUCACAGGCGGCACGGCGUGGCCCUUCGCCAACUGUUGACCGAGCUGCAGCUGGACAGGGCUGGGCACAGAGCUCCGCCCCUUCGCUUGGAGGGCCACGCUUUGCUUCGCCGGGCUCGGGCUACUGCAAAGAGGGUGUGGAACAGCAUUUUGGACGGAGCAUCAAUUCCUGCUGCUUGGACUCAGGUCAGGAUCUGUUUGAUCCGCAAAGGGGACGGCGGACUUCGUCCGCUAGCAAUUGCAGCACUUGCUUGGCGUCUCGGAGCUGCUUGCUUGGUACAGUUGCUUGGAGACUGGAUUCGUCGGGUGUUCCCCGAGGAGCUCUACGGCGGCUUGCCUGGCAAAAGCGUCGACGACGUGCACGCGGAGCUCACCCACGACCUCUACGUGCAGCGUGGCGGUGGGCCUCUGGCUGGUUGCAAGGCUGACGUCAGGAAGUGUUUUGACGGCGCUUCCCCUUACCUGGCGGUCGACUGCCUUCGGGCGCUCGGGGCUCCACAGGCUCUUCUGGACGUAAUCUGCCGCUUCUACGCGCAGCACGAGCGCUGGCUCAUGGUGGAUGGCGUUUCAACGCAGCGGCCCCUGCUUGACUGCCACGCUUUGCUACAAGGGUGUCCCCUGAGUCCGCUGUGCCUCAACGCCAUGAUGGUCGUCUGGCUCAAGACGGUGCAGCGCGAGGACACGGGCGUCAAGCUGGCCACUUUCAUUGAUGAUAGGACGCUGUGGCUGCGCAAACGCCGGGGGGCGGCCAGAGCCAUCCAAAGGGCCAUGGCUGCGGGCGCCGUCGCUGACCAGGCGCUGGGCUUCACUUUGCACCCGGAAAAGCUGGAAAGUUUUGGCACUACUCAGAAAGUCUGCGAAUCCCUUCAUGAGUUUUCUGACACGGUGGGUGUGCCUCAGUUCACUUUCAAACUGCUGGGAAUCCCGUACAACACCUCGCGCGCGGCGCCCGUUGCUACCGAGGGCAUCGCGCCAAGCUUGCAGGUGGGCUGCGCCUUGGCUCAGGCAACUUGGAAGGGCGCCAUCGAGCGCGCAGCGUGGGGUGGCAGCAUCCCUCGCGGACGGUCUGCUGCACUGGCGUGGUUGGGCGUUGUCGGCUUGGACCUGCUUCCAGAGUACGUGUGCGCAGAGACGGCCAUCGUGCGCGAGCAUCGCAGGCUUCACGUGCAGCGUCACCGCGAAGAGGCCACCUACACGGCUGCCGCUUUCAGGGCAGCGGGCUGGCAGCGAGGAGCUGGCGACAUCUGGACCACGAGGCAUGGCAGUUUUCGGGCGGGCACUGUGAGCGCUGCAGGCCUCCGUCGUCAGCUUCGUCUUGCCUGGGCCCGCAAGUUGCUGCUGGCGGACCCGAAGACUAAGGAGGCGGGUGGCUUCGCUGGAGACUUUGAUCUGGCUCACCACGUUGCGGUCGGCGCCCCCGUUGAAGGCUACAAGGCGAGGGUCAUGGCUGGUGCUGCUGCCGACGCUAGACACUUGACCAAGAAGGGCGAGGACGUGGCUCAGUGGAAGUGCAGCUGUGGUUUUGCUGGUCCCUCACGAACCCACCUCACGUUCCACUGCCCCCUGCGUGAGUGGACGCUGCCGGCGCGCUCUACUCUGGAACAGCGGCUUUUGCUGGCGUUGGGGCCUGCUCCUCCUCGUUGGCCUGUGGCGGACUACGACGGGGAGUUCAGAAGGGUGGCGGGGCACCUGGCGGUGCUGGCUGAGUACGAGGUGCACUACGUCGCGACUGACGGGGGCUGUUUGCUGGCUCGUGGCGCGGACUUUCAGCAGCGGGCUGCUUGGGCAGUCUCUUUUGGCGGCGCAACUUUCAGUGGACUGGUGCAGGGCCCGGAGCAGACUGCUGCUGAAGGCGAAAGAGUGGCAGUCUACGUCUUGGCUGCUGCUCUGCUCCUUCACGGUCGGCGGCUUCGUCUUCUGGUCGACAACCAAGCUGUGGCUAGCAGACUUCGUGGCGGGCGGACUGCUUGUGAGAGUGGUGACCCGUGGUGGCUGUGGCGAACUAUCGCCCAGGCCACACCCUGUUUGGAGACGUUUUGGAUCCCUUCGCAUGAGGAACAGCCUCUGUGGAAGGCGCCCUAUGGAUGGUGCAGCGAAGCCGCGUGUCGUCGGCUCAACUCUUUGGCGGAUGAGGCUGUCUCUCAUGAGCUGGCGCCGUACCGCGCAGCUCUGGCUGCGUGUGAGAAGGAUGCUUCUGUCAGGCGGGCCUGGAGUGCCGCUGCCGUCGCUUCGCAGACUGCGGCCACUCAGGAGUACCAUGACAAGUUUGUUGAGCUGGUGCGCUCGCUGCCUCCGCGGCCGAGUGGGCGUGGGAGAAGGGCUUCGGCCUGA